CUUGGGGUGUUUGGGUGCUUGGGUGCUUGGACUCGGAUAUCCUCGCUGUCCUCGACUGCGACUGCAUUCGGCAUUGGCCAUUCCUGCUGCUGCUGACAGGCAGUCUCCAUCCGCGUUCUUUCGCCGCUCGCCAUGGGUGCCGGAAACAAGAAAUUCAAGGCCCGCUCUGGCAGCGCCGCCGCCGCCCCCGCCGCUGCCGCUGUCGCCGAAGCUGGUCCGUCGCGCACCGCCAAGACCGUCCUCGACAAGACAGCUGGGUCCAAGCGCAUCAUCGACAAAAAGUCCAAGCGGCUCCAGAAACAGAGCUCGUGGCUCAGCAAGCUGCAGAAGGCGACCGAGUCCUCAAAGGCCACUGCCCUCAAGAAGCACCUCGAUCUCUCUUCGAUCAAGUCGGCCCUCGGCUCGGUUGGUCUCGUCGGCGGUAGCGGCGCUGGCAUCUCGGCUGCCCCGGCUGGGGCGGUGGCUCCCGGCACGGCCUCCUCUUUCCACAAGUCGCAGAAGAACAGGAAAAAGACCACCGUCAGCGAAGUCACUCGGUUGCAGAGUGUCCUUCAGCAUCCGGCGUUCAAAUCGAAUCCCCUUGCAACCAUCCAGCAGCACAUCAAGAACACCAUGACCCAGGCCGGCGCCCCCAGCUCAUAGACCCUCCCGCAUUGCGGGCUCAUGAACACAUCGCGUGUCGCUCCAUUCCAACGCAAUCGUGGCCGAGCUACCGGGUCCACAGCCAGAUGCGAUCGGGAUCCAUUCGAUGAAUUGCCACAAUCCACCUUGCCGAUCGGCGCACCGCCCAUCCGCAUCCCUUCAUCACAUUUCAUAUCAAAGCCCACUUUCCGCUUCCGUCGCUCCAGGACCAAGCCAAGUCUCGAGCGCCGUGGAACUAAUGCACGAUCACAGCUUGGUCAUAAUGAAGAAUGAACAGUCCACACAGCCGCCAACGAGCCUUUCGUCAAUGUAGUCGAGACGUCUCUGGCAAGGGCCCGCUGACCUGAAGUCCAUGCUCUGGACCAAGUAUCUGGGUG
This is a messenger RNA of Polychytrium aggregatum, 1019 nucleotides long. Its product is annotated as ribosome biogenesis protein SLX9-domain-containing protein. The record is from RefSeq and is a predicted model, not a curated record. Gene Ontology annotation, biological process: maturation of SSU-rRNA from tricistronic rRNA transcript (SSU-rRNA, 5.8S rRNA, LSU-rRNA). The transcript has a single exon. Lineage: Eukaryota; Fungi; Chytridiomycota; Chytridiomycetes; Polychytriales. The coding region runs from base 133 to 642 and encodes 169 amino acids. Gene Ontology annotation, cellular component: preribosome, small subunit precursor; 90S preribosome; nucleolus.